Messenger RNA from Lindgomyces ingoldianus, 612 nucleotides. RefSeq lists its product as uncharacterized. Bases 1 to 612 code for a protein of 203 amino acids. The record is from RefSeq and is a predicted model, not a curated record. The transcript has 11 exons. Lineage: Eukaryota; Fungi; Ascomycota; Dothideomycetes; Pleosporales; Lindgomycetaceae.
AUGAACAGAGACAUGGCGAGGGGUUUUAUCAACACCCUGAUGGUAUGUGGCUCAAGGAAAGGAACUGCUCAAGAUAUUUGGCAAAUUAACUCUGCUCUAGUUGUUUUCCGUACCUCACCAAAGAGUGGACACUCGAGCCUAAAUGCACAACUACAAGUCUACCGCAACGCCAUAGGUAUCUCAGUUCUUUAUGCACUUCUUAUGUGGGCUAAAUUACACGAAAAUAGCUUGCAAGAGGCGAUGAAUCCAAUCCCAAGUGGAAACUUGUCACAAUCACAAAGUUCAGAGAAUGGACAGGUUUCGGGAGUCAAGAGAGCGCAAGAGAGCGCAAAAGAUAGAACAAGGCCGGGACCAUCUAUACAGCUGGUGACAUUCAAUUCCUCACGUAAGAACGUCGUAUUACGUCCGUUUGGCCUCGAACCUAAUGGCGUUUUGGUAGAGAAGAAAUUUGAGGAUGUCAAGGUUAUAACCAAGGGCUUGAAGAGAAGCUCACAGCAAGCCUUUGGGAUUAGAGCUUAUUACUUCAAUAGUGUGCAACUGCCAAUCGGUGGUGCAGUAGCUGUGAAGAAGGGGACGGACGCGGAUAAACGAGCUAUCGUGAAAGCGCCUUGA